Messenger RNA from Conger conger (European conger), 3439 nucleotides. Its product is annotated as voltage-dependent calcium channel gamma-4 subunit-like. Gene Ontology annotation, cellular component: postsynaptic density membrane; AMPA glutamate receptor complex. The record is from RefSeq and is a predicted model, not a curated record. Gene Ontology annotation, molecular function: voltage-gated calcium channel activity; channel regulator activity. The transcript has 6 exons. Gene Ontology annotation, biological process: positive regulation of synaptic transmission, glutamatergic; transmission of nerve impulse; neurotransmitter receptor internalization. Bases 478 to 1770 code for a protein of 430 amino acids. NCBI's taxonomy places the organism in Eukaryota, Metazoa, Chordata, Actinopteri, Anguilliformes, Congridae.
CCAUUUCCUCUCUCAAUCUCGCCGUCCUUUCUGCCCCCCCCCCCCUUCCUUUUUCUCUCCGUCCCUUUUCCUCUUCCUUGCUGAAGUCUGCUUACCGAAAAGGAUACAGAGACUGACUGUGGAGGAACAAGGCUAUGAUUCCUGUCAAGAAAAUCCCCGUUAACUGAAAAGUACCAAAAGUACCAUAACCAGAUAAAAUUAAACCAGUCCAAAGCAAGGCUCUGGGACAGUGACAGAAAGAGAGAGUGAGAGCGAGAGAGAGGGAGAGAGUGGGAAAGAGGGGAAGAGAAAGAGAGGGAGAGAGAGAAAAAAAGUGAGAGAUAAAGAGAGAAAGAGAGAGGGAGAGAGAGGGGGUGAGAGAAAGGGAAAACAGUCGAUGGAUGCUGCUUGGACAGAGGGGACGGUACAUUCUUCACUGACGAGGAAAAGAAAGCAGGCACCAUUGAGGGGAAGGGGAGGAACACGCCUCCAGCAGCCAUGGUGUGGUGUGAGAAGGGGAUCCAGAUCCUCCUCACCACCGUGGGGGCGUUUGCGGCAUUCGGGCUGAUGACGGUGGCCAUCGGCACGGACUACUGGCUGUACGCCCGUGCCUUCAUCUGCAACAGCACUGCCAACUCAUCCCAGGAUGACCCGCACAACAAGGACCGGAAGGACCCCGGCGCUCUCACCCACUCGGGCCUGUGGAGGAUCUGCUGCCUGGAAGGACUAAAAAGAGGAGUGUGUUCACAGAUCAAUCAUUUCCCUGAAGACGCGGACUACGACCACGACGGAGCAGAGUACCUUUUACGUGUGGUGAGGGCUUCCAGCAUAUUCCCCAUCCUCAGCGCCAUCCUGCUCCUGCUGGGCGGGGUCUGCGUCGCGGCCAGCCGCUUUUACAAGAGCAAGAGGAACAUCAUCCUGGGAGCGGGCAUUCUGUUCGUGGCCGCGGGCCUCAGCAACAUCAUCGGUGUGAUCGUGUACAUCUCGGCGGCGCUGAGCGACAUCUCCCCCAAGAAGGACGAGGACAAGAAGUGGCACUACUCCUACGGCUGGUCCUUCUACUUCGGCGGCCUGUCCUUCAUCCUGGCGGAGAUGGUGGGCGUGCUGGCCGUCAACAUCUACAUCGAGAAGAACAAGGAGCUGCGGUGCCGCUCGCGCACCGACCUGUUCAAGAGCACCACCCACGCCAUGCUGCGGCUGCCCAGUUACCGCUUCCGCCAGCGCUCCCGCUCCAGCUCCCGCUCCACCGACCCCUCGCACUCCCGCGAGGCCUCGCCCGUGGGCGGCGGGAAGGGCUUCGGCCUCACCCCCUCCGCCCUCCUCUCGCAGGGCACCGUCGGGCCCAUCUCCGUCUCCACCCUGCCCAACCCCCACGCCCACGGCCACUCAGCCCUGGGGGGCGACAUCUCCAUGUACACCCUCUCGCGGGAUCCCAAACUGGCGGGGAUGGGGACCCUCGGGGGCCCGCCCAUGUAUGGGACAGUGGACAGGGCCACCUUGUACCAGCUGCAUAAUUGCUUCCCGAAGGAGGGCGGCGGGGGCGGGGGCGUCAUCCUCAGCGGGACCCUCCCCUCCCUGGCCAAGUCCAAUAACCCGUCAGCGGCUCAGAAUUCCUCCAACAGCAACGCGCCCCUGAAUACCUCGUCCUCCGCCCCCUCCUCCCAGCCCCCGCCCCUCUCCUCGUCUACGAUGGAAAGAGACAGGGGCAUGAGCACCCUCGACAGGCUAGGGAAGGGGGAUAGGGAGAGCUCCAAUUCCAAUACCCUGAAUAGGAAGACGACGCCAGUGUAGAGAUACAGGGAGGGAGAGAGAGAGAGAGAGAGGAAUGACAAACACGAACAGAAGAGAGACAGGGGGAUAGAGGAGGUAGAGAUUGGGAGGACAGAUGAAGAGCAAUAGGAGGAAGUCCAUACCCUCCCUCCUCUCUCUGUCUGGGUUUUAACUAGCAUAAAUAUACAGUAUUACUGAGGAAAAAAAGAUUAAUAAUGACAAGAAUAACAACAACACUAUUAUUGAGUAUUUUUCAUUACUUUUAAAACUACAUGUGUGGCUGUAAAAGCUGAUAUCUCUGGGUUAUUAUUUUUCUUUCAUUCUGAGUGCUUUAUAUUAUUAUAGAAGACAUCGUAAAUUUUGAAUAUGACCAUAUUACUGUUGUUGUUAUUGUUGUAAUUGUUAUUGCUGGGUUGAUCUGUGAUUGCAAUGUUAAUUUUUGAAUUAUAGUUUCUUUUUUUUCUAUAUUUUUUUAUUUAAAAUUGAGGAAACUGUGAUCCGUUGCACAGUGACACAAAAUAUAAUGAUGUCAUUAAGUGUCAAGCACGUGUGCAUAUAUGUGAGAGUGGAUUUUUAAAUUAUGAUUAUUAUGAUUCUUAAUCUUCUUAUUUUUCUUAAUAUUAUUACAAAUAUUGGUAAUAAUAGUUUUAUGUUUUCAGAUUUACUUUGGUGAAACUGUUUAAAUUCUUACCUGUUUAUCCCUUUUUUUUUUUACUUUUGAUUACUGGCUGACACAGUGAGACUGAGAAACCAUUUGAUGGACAGAAGAGAUGUCAUGGUUUUUAUUUCAAUUGAUGUUAUUUAUUUAGUAGUAGUAGUAAUAUUCUAAUUGUUAUGGUUUGAAGUUGAUGUAAUGGGGGGAGGGGUGCAGUAUGAAUAUUGAGGGAUUACAUGAAAUUUACGUAUAUCUCUAUUACACUUUAUAAUUUAUAAUGAGGGGACAAUAUCAAUGGACUUCACCAGAAAUAAAACAAACACUAUUAUUUAAUCAUUUAAAAAUGAUAUACGAAAAGAAUAUGUGUGGAUUAAAAGUUUUAAAAAAUAAAUAUUUAUAUCAUAAUUAUGUACAACUAUAUAAACCUCUGUUUUGAUAUAUGGAUAUUCUGAUGGUCAAAAGUAAGUUGUUUGAUGGAAUUCUUAGGGGAUUAUAUAUUUGGGUUGAUUAUAUCAUGUUGGUAUAUAAACUACAGGUACUACAGUGCUUGGUGAGGUAUGUGGAAUAUGUUCUCUCUAGUGCUCUCUACUGUGGCCUCUGCUGUGGGGGAAUGUACCUCCAUAUGUAACUCCACUACCAACAGAUGGACAGUUCUGCAAUGCAGAGUGAGAAAGUCUCGAAAUACGUAUUAUGUGCUGAUAUAAUCAGGCAAAUUAUAUCCCAGUACUCUUGACCAUAAGUUUAUCUUCAGGGUAAUACAUGCAUACAUAAACGUUGUCCAGAUGUUUGAAGAAUGUCUUAUCUGACAACUGCUCAGACUGGUCCGGAAUGCUAUAUUAUUGUGUGGAAAUUAAUGCUACCAGAAUUGAGACAGUCUGCGUGGCACUAUGGCAGCGUAUAUGUGUGUAAAUUCAGCAAAUAUAGUUAUACAUAGAUAUUAUAUAUAGAUAGAUAGCCAAUAUCUAUCUAACUGUGUGGCGAACAAAAGAGACUGUAUUGCAUGAAAUUUGUACAAAAAAAAGAGCGAAAACACAA